UUGACGUUUCUGUCAACAAUGUUUGAUGCGAGUUUUGAUUCGCGACUCUGCAAGUAAUGAUUACAUGUUUUGAAUUAUUCUGAUGCCAAUUAGUGAUAAACUGAGCGUUCAGGGACGUACAUCAGCUUUGAUACAAUAUAUUAACGUGUUUUGUUAAAAUUUAACGCGUACCUUCUAAUAAAUGUUAAUAAAAGAAAUUGAUUAAAUAACGAAGCGAUAAUUAGAUCAUGAAGUUAUUUAUUCUAUCUUUGGUACUGGGGAUAGCCUGGGGUAGAAGGUUUAAUAUUUUUAAUCCGAGUCCCUAUGAGUGUACUCACUGCCAGCCAGAGCAGGUCCAUAUUGCGUUUGGAGACAAGAGCAACGACAUAGUGGUAACAUGGUCGACGUUCAACGACACGCAGGAGUCGCGCGUGCAGUACGGCGCGGGCAUCAUGGACCAGGAGAGCAGAGGCUCCAGCAAGCUGUUCGUGGACGGCGGCAGCCUGAAGCGGAGCCAGUACAUCCACACCGUGGUGCUCAAGAACCUCAAGUAUAACACCAAAUAUGUUUACCACGCGGGCUCUGUGUACGGCUGGUCGGAGAUGUUCUGGUUCCGCGUGCCGCCCGCCGGCGAGGACUGGCCCGUGCGCGCCGCCAUUUACGGGGACAUGGGCAACAAGAACGCACAGUCCCUCUCAUACCUCCAAGACGAGGCCCAGCGCGACAAGUUCGACGUGAUCCUGCACGUGGGCGACUUCGCGUACGACAUGGACACGGACGAGGCGCGCGUGGGCGACGAGUUCAUGCGGCAGAUACAGCCGCUGGCCGCGCUCGUGCCAUACAUGACCUGUCCCGGGAACCACGAGCAGGCCUAUAACUUCAGUAACUACGCGAACCGGUUCCGCAUGCCGGGCCGCGACUCCUCGCUGUACUACAGCUUCGACCUCGGGCCCAUACACUUCGUGUCCAUAUCCACGGAGGUCUACUACUUCACGCAGUACGGCCUCAAGCUCAUCGUCAGCCAGUACGAAUGGCUCAAGAAAGACCUCGCUAAAGCCAACCUGCCCCAAAAUAGAGCAAAGCGUCCGUGGAUUAUUCUUUUCGGUCAUCGUCCGAUGUACUGCAGUGACUCGAAUGACAUCGACUGCAGCUGCGAGUACACCAGGGUCGGUCUGCUCGGCGUGUAUGGGCUGGAGCCGCUGCUGCGCGAGUUCCGCGUGGACGCGGCCGUGUGGGCGCACGAGCACUCGUACGAGCGCACGUGGCCGCUCUACGACAACCGCGUCUACAACGGCACGCGCCAGCCCUACCACAACCCGCGAGCUCCGGUUCACAUAAUAACGGGCUCGGCCGGCUGCCAGGAGGGCAGGGAUCACUUCCUAAACAAGCAGCCGAAAUGGUCCGCGUUCCGCUCGCAAGACUACGGCUACACAAAGUUCAAGGCGUUCAACAAAACGCACAUCCACAUGGAACAGGUGUCAGUUGACCUUGAGGGGCAGGUGAUCGAUUCGUUUUGGCUGAUCAAAGACAAACCGGUGCCAGUUUUUAAGAUAUAGAAUUCAUGCACUCAUAUUUAGAAGGAGCAACCCGUGAUCAAACCGCAUCAAUAGUAGUUUCAGAUCAGGGAUUCUUACCUCAUAUUACGAAAAAGGUUGUAUUAUUAUUUUAGAAAUAGGAAACUGCAGACUAAAUGCAAUGUUAGCUGAACAAAACUCACUCAAGCUUUGAAUUAUAAUAUUUAGGUACCUGUUACAUAUAGUGUAGAAAUAUUAAUAGUGUUACUCUGAAGCCUAAAUAUAAUACUCAUCGUAUGGCAAUAAGUAGCCAAUUUGGUAUUAAGUUCAAUUUAAUAGGAGUUUAUAAUGUACCAGCAAAGUAACAUAGUUAUCCCACUGAUUGAAAUACCUCACUCUGAAAUAUGCAUAUAUUUUACUCGCUUUAUAUUGUAGGAAAUAAUUAGUUAGGAGACGGUAGUCUGUAGCUCUUGCCAUUUAAGAUAUUUGCAGUU
Messenger RNA from Trichoplusia ni (cabbage looper), 1987 nucleotides. Its product is annotated as acid phosphatase type 7. The transcript has 10 exons. NCBI's taxonomy places the organism in Eukaryota, Metazoa, Arthropoda, Insecta, Lepidoptera, Noctuidae. Bases 228 to 1535 code for a protein of 435 amino acids. Gene Ontology annotation, molecular function: acid phosphatase activity; metal ion binding. The record is from RefSeq and is a predicted model, not a curated record.